CAAUUGCAGUGACGAGAAAUUGCGCAGUCACUGGAGAGGUCUAACAGUCCCAGUGGGGCAAAUUUAGGGGGACAAGAAAUUAGAUUAUGAUCAUCUGAGGUUUAAUCAAAACAGUGUAAACUUCUGCCCAAGGCCUCUUAACAUUUGCCACAGUAAGCCCAUGGUGUGUUGGAAAUUCAAACUAAUUUAGUCACUCUGAAAUAGUGUCCGGAAAGAUGGGGACAGGUGCUAGCAUCGUCGCUGGAGAGGUCCUUAAAGAAACAGUACGUAUCCUUGCGGUGCCAGACAAAUCGCCGAGGCAGUCACAAAAAGACCAAAGACAGAAAGCAAUCCGCCAGAGAGAGCUAGACAUGUUUCGCGAUAGAUGCCUGCAGUUCGCCGAGUUUUUGAAACGUGUGCGUGCCACAAACUACGAACAGAGGAGGAAGGAAAUACAUGAUGGGAUUUUGUACCACCUUCGGAAGCCUUAUGGUUGUUUUAGAAACCGAGAGCAGAGACUUAUUUUAGGAGAUGAUGUAACUGAGCUCGGGCUGGUCUCCUUGUUGGUGGACUAUUACAAGGCUUCAUUGGACUUUUUUGAUAUUAAGGCAGUGACAUACUAUGAAGAUGGCACAGAGUGGACCACCGAACUGAGCAAUUUGCGGUCUUUCUUCUGGGACUACAGUGAUGCCAGUCCACAAUUUGCUGAGCAACUCGCGCGCUCUGGUUACUUGGAGCUUAUGAUGAAGGACCUAGACGCCGUACAGCUUGGGAUACAAAACAACACAUUGCAAGAAAAUGUACGUUACUGUGUUCAAAACGCCAUUCUUUUGAAUGUUUCGUGGUUUUUAAGACUUGAUAAACUAUUCUUUGUUUCAUGA
This is a messenger RNA of Lingula anatina, 860 nucleotides long. RefSeq lists its product as uncharacterized. Gene Ontology annotation, molecular function: protein binding. Gene Ontology annotation, biological process: signal transduction. The record is from RefSeq and is a predicted model, not a curated record. Lineage: Eukaryota; Metazoa; Brachiopoda; Lingulata; Lingulida; Lingulidae.